AAGGAGUGCCUUCAAGGUCCUACAUCCCACUUUCGUGGGCCAGAGCGCAUGGACAGCCGCUGAGGUGGCCGUUGUACUCGCGGGGGUGGAAAUUAAGGCAUUCUUUUCGAGAAAGAAUUACAUCACAACAUCACGAUGAGUAGCACAGGGCUAUCGACGUCGGCAACGGUGUCGGCGUCUUCUUCGACAUCGGCGGCACCGGCGGCAACCUCGUCUACGGUGCCAGAGGGUGCCGGUUCGGCUCAGCAGUCAACGGGCAUCAGCCUGAUCGCGUUCGUGACUGCCUUGGCCGCCUCGUUGAUAGUCUUCGGCAUCCAGAUGGGAUUCUUCUUGCUGCUGCGGAACAAGCUCGUCAGAAUAUUCAAGCCAAAAACUUACCUCGUGCCCGAACGAGAAAGAACCGAUUCGCCGCCCGCCAAUCAUCUAGCUCUAGCAUACAAACUCAUGAGUUUCGAAGACCGCGAGAUCAUCAAGAAGUGUGGUCUUGACGCCUACUUCUUCCUGCGCUACUUGCAGACUCUAUUGAUCAUUUUCAUCCCCAUCGCCGUGGUGGUGAUUCCCAUCCUGGUACCGCUCAACUACAUCGGCGGCCUUGGACACGAUGUCGUCAACAACACCCUCAGCAAUACCAGCAGCACGGUUCCCACGGGCUUGGACACUCUCGCCUGGGGUAACAUCGCCCCGACCAAGCAACAUCGACGUUGGGCUCACCUCGUUCUUGCCCUUCUUGUCAUCUUGUGGGUCUGCGGCGUCUUUUUCGCCGAGUUGAGAGUCUAUGUCAAGAUCCGGCAGGACUAUCUGACGAGUGCGGAGCAUCGUCUGCGGGCUUCGGCAAACACGGUGCUCGUGAGCUCCAUCCCGGACAAGUGGCUCUCUGAGGAGGCCUUGAGAGGUCUGUUUGACGUGUUCCCCGGGGGCAUUAGAAAUGUCUGGAUCACCCGGGACUUCACGGCGCUCCUCACUAAAAUCCAUCAGCGCGCCGCUGUUCACAAGAAGCUGGAGGAGGCAGAGAGCGAGCUUAUCCGCAUGGCUAAGAAGAAGCAACUGAAGCAGGCGAGAGAAGGCGGCCUGAUCCACAGGAUGAUGGCCGAGAGCAGGACCGACAGAGCGGAGCGCAAGAAGGCGGAGGACGCGGAGGCCCAGCGACGUGCCGAAGGUGCCGGGGGCUUGAGCGCCAACACGCCGCAUGUGCCGCAGACUGUACCGGAGGUGGUCGCCGAUGGGAAGAGCGACACAGAUUUGAGCGAUAUCCAGGAGGGGGAGAGCAGCAGCGAAAAUGAGAAGUCCCAGGGCCGCAAGAACCCAUUCGCAAAGAUCGGGGAGGGUCUGGGCAAGGGCGUCGCUGUCGUAGGCGGAGCCGGUUUGGGACUCAUCGGAGGCGUGAAGGCCCUCCCGAGGGGCAUCGGCCAGGAACUGGAUACGACCGCCGGCUUUGACUUUGCCGGAGCCGGCAAUCGACGCGAACCUCUUUCGGCAACGACGAGCGAUGCCGAUUCUCCCCGACGGGGCCACAUGGCGGCCGAUGACGAGGAUAGGCCGAAGACGUCGUUUGCAUCAGAAGCACCCCUGACGGACAAUACUCGGCACGCUCACACAUCGUCGGACGUCUCGCAAGAGUCGCAUACCAAGGAGGAGACAUUCGCCCCGCGUAGCUUUGGCAACACAACUCGCCGGCCCACUAAUAUGGACGAGAUGGUUGUCACCGAGAAGACGCGGUGGUAUGAGUUUUGGAAGCCGCCAACCGGAAGCUAUGCAUCUCCCAUUCCCCAGGGCGCCGAUAAAGGCGACUAUCCGUGGAAGAAGGAGAAGAAGACGUUCUGGCAGCUUGUCAAAGGAUCGAUCCCCUUCCUUGGUGGCGGCGAGCCGCCGGUCGAGUAUCCAGCGGCGUACACCCGUGACUACGCAAGCCAACCAGAGGACGACGCCGAGUGGAGGAAAUGGCUGAAGCCAGAGGAGCGUCCCCACCACCGCAUCGCCAGAUUUCAGAACACGCCGUCGUGGCUCCCCGCACUUCCCCUGGUCAACAAGAAGGUGGACACCAUCUACUGGUGCCGCGCCGAGCUGGCCCGGCUGAACCUGGAGAUUGAAGAGGACCAACAGCACCCGGAACGCUACCCGGCCAUGAAUGCGGCCUUCAUCCAGUUCAACCAUCAAGUCGCCGCUCACAUGGCCUGCCAGUCUGUGAUCCACCAUAUCCCGAAACGGAUGGCGCCUCGCAUGGUGGAGAUCUCGCCUGACGACGUCAUCUGGGACAACAUGGCCAUCUCGUGGUGGGGCGAGUGGGCGAGGCGCGCCAUUGUAUUCGCCCUUGUGUCGGCCAUGGUCAUUCUCUGGGCCUUCCCCGUGGCCUGGACUGCUUCCCUCUCCCAGAUCGACGCCCUGGUUGCGAAAUACGACUGGCUCCGGUUCCUGGUGGAGAACGAGAUACUCAAUAAUGCCAUCAAGGCGAUUGCUGGUGUCUUGCCCGCGCUGGUCCUGUCCAUCAUUCUAGCGCUGGUCCCUGUCGUGCUUGGCCUCCUGGCCCAGUGGCAGGGAUCCAAGACGGGCUCCCAGAAGUCGGAAGCCGUCCAGAUCUACUACUUUGCCUUCCUGUUCGUCCAGGUCUUCUUGGUCGUCUCGAUCGCCUCCGGUACGCUACAGACUCUCGCCAAUGUUGGGUCGAACAUCGCGUCCACGCCACAGGUGCUGGCUGUCAAUCUUCCGAAGGCGGCGAACUACUUCUUCGCAUACAUGAUUCUUCAGGCGCUGUCGACGAGCUCGGGAACCCUGCUACAGAUCGGCACCCUUGUCGUCUGGUACUUCUGGGCGCGCAUCGUCGACAACACGGCCCGGGCGAAAUGGACGCGCAACACCAAGCUGCCGAACGUCCAGUGGGGGUCGUUUUUCCCCGUCUACACGAACUUCGCCUGUAUCGCCCUCAUCUACUCGAUUGUCGCUCCGCUCAUCGCCAUCUUCGCCAUCAUCACCUUCAGCCUGCUCUGGGUUGCGCACCGCUACAAUAUGCUCUACGUCACUCGGUUCCGGACCGACACGUUCGGCGUGCUCUACCCGCGGGCCAUCAACCAGACGUUCACGGGGCUCUACGUCAUGGAGCUCUGCCUGAUCGGCCUCUUCUUCCUGGCCGAGGACGAGAAGGGGGAUCAGGUGUGCUUCCCGCAAGCCAUCGUCAUGAUCGUCGCGCUCGCCCUGACAGCGCUCUACCAGUACGUGCUCAACAGCUCCUUCGGGCCCCUCCUGCGCUACCUCCCCAUCACCUUCGAAGAUGAGGCCGUCCUCCGUGAUGAAGCCUUCCACCGCGCCCAGGCUCGCCGCCUCGGCCUGCUCGCCGAGGACGAGGACGAGGCUGCGGCCCUCAACAGGUCUGCCACGGUCGCCGCCGCAGGCGAUGACAUUGAGCUCGAAAAGCUGGGCGGCAGGGGCCACAGCCGAACCGGCUCCGUCCUUGGCAAGUUCGGGCGGCCCGUCAGGCAUGCCGGCACGUGGGCGGCGCGCGGGGGCAAGCAGAUCCGCGCGGCGACCUUCGGAAAGGCGGAGGAGGGCAUCCGCACGGCAACCCAGUACCGCAAGACGCGCCGGCAGAAGGACCUGGAGGCGCAGCGGGCGAUGGGUGAGGCGCUCUACGGCGGCUACUGCGACGUCAUCGAGGACCUGACGCCCGAGGAGAGGGACGUGCUGGUCAGGAAGGCGUUCCAGCACUCGGCGCUCCGGGCGAGGAGGCCGGUGGUCUGGAUCCCGCGGGACGAUAUCGGCGUGAGUGAUGAUGAGAUCCGGAGAACGAACGAGUUUAGCGAGUGGAUCUCGAUUACGAAUGAGGGGACUGCGCUGGAUAGCAAAGUCAGGGUGCUCUACGGGAGAAAUCCGCCGGACUUUUCGGAGGCGGAUCUCAUUAAUCUCUGAUGGAAAGGCAAGGCGUAUGUAUAAUGAAAGCGCAUACAUAUAGGUAGGGAGAGGGAAAUACCCCGGCGUUUCGAGUGGGUUUUGUUUGUCUUCUCGGCGGGAG
Chaetomium strumarium is the source of this 4000-nucleotide messenger RNA. RefSeq lists its product as uncharacterized. The record is from RefSeq and is a predicted model, not a curated record. Gene Ontology annotation, molecular function: calcium-activated cation channel activity. NCBI's taxonomy places the organism in Eukaryota, Fungi, Ascomycota, Sordariomycetes, Sordariales, Chaetomiaceae. The coding region runs from base 136 to 3897 and encodes 1253 amino acids. The transcript has 2 exons. Gene Ontology annotation, cellular component: plasma membrane.